GAUUUUUUGGAACCUUUUAUUAAAUUUAUUCAUGAAUUGGAAGGAGAUACACCACUUUUAUCAGUAGCAUUUUUUAAAUUACGACAAUUAGAAAAAUUAAUACAUAAUAAUACUGAAAUUCCAAAUAUUGUAAUUACAGAAAGUUUAAAAUUAGUAGAAUGGCGUUGGGAUAAUUUUUUAUAUAAUCCGGCAACUAUAGUAGCAUACAAAUUGGAUCCUCGAUAUUGUGGAGAAACUUUGAAUCCAAAAAGAUGGGAUGCUAUAAUUGAAAGAGAACUUAUGUAUCUUGCUGGACCAGAAAAUGAAGAUCAGGUUUUAGAAGAAUUCGCCAAAUUCGUAGGAAAAAUUGGUAGAUUUUCAAUUAAUCAUUUGUGGGGUUCUAUAAAAGAAAAACCAUAUAAUUGGUGGAAUUUAGUUAAGGCAUGA
Molecule: messenger RNA, 426 nt
Organism: Acaulospora morrowiae
Lineage: Eukaryota; Fungi; Glomeromycota; Glomeromycetes; Diversisporales; Acaulosporaceae
Source: the annotation of a GenBank genome assembly